This is a messenger RNA of Oenanthe melanoleuca, 1505 nucleotides long. RefSeq names its product U1 small nuclear ribonucleoprotein A-like. The transcript has 4 exons. Lineage: Eukaryota; Metazoa; Chordata; Aves; Passeriformes; Muscicapidae. The coding region runs from base 163 to 573 and encodes 136 amino acids. The record is from RefSeq and is a predicted model, not a curated record.
CUCUAUAUGGGAGUUUUGAGUUUCUUAAAGGGACUUUCUUGGUAUUUUGGGCUCUGUACAGGGAAUUCUUCGGGUCCUCAUAGGGAAUUUUGUGGUUCCUACUGAAAAUUUUUUUUUAGUUCAAACAUGUGAAUUUUUAGGUCUCUAUUGAGAAUUUUUGCAAUGUGGGGGGCCUCAAAUGGAAUUUUGGAGGAUCCCAGAGGGAGUUUUUGGCGUCUGUAUACAGAAACAUGGAUGAAUGGAAACAAGAAAUGGAGUGGUCUCAGAGGGUCCCGGCCAUGGCGAUGCAGGAGCCCCGCCCCAACCACACCAUCGACACCAACAACCUCAACGAGGAGAUCAACAAGGACGGUUUUGGACAUUUUGGGCUGGCGCAGUCUCCGCAUGCGGGGCCAGGCCUUCGUCAUGCUCAGGGAGAUGAGCAGCGCCAGCAACGGCCUGCGCUCCAUGCAGGGCUUCCCCUUCUACGGCAAACCCACGCUGUCGGAGAACCCCCCGAACCACAUCCUGUUCCUGACCAAGCUCCCCAAGGAGAGCAAGGAGCUGAUGCUGUCCAUGCUCUUCCAGCAGUGAGAGCCGGGAAUCGGGAAUUCAGGAAUUCCGGGAGCUGCGGGAGCUCAGAGUGGGGAGGGGGAGGAAUUUUGGGGGAAAUAUCAGGAUUUUGGGAGAGAAAUUCAGGAUUUUGGGGUGGUUUCUGGAUUUUUGGAGGAAUGUUUCUGGAUUGGGGGGUGGGGGAAUUUCUGGAUUUUUGGGCAACAUUCCUGAAUUUUUGGGGGAACAUUCCCAGGUUUUUUGGAGGAACAUUCCCUGAACUUUUGGGGGGAACAUUGCUGGGUUUUUAGGGGGAAUGUUUUAAAUUUUUGAGGGAACACUUCUGAAUUUCUGAGGGAACAUUCCCAGGUUUUGGGGGACCAUUCCCAGAUUUUUGGGGGACAUUGCCAGGCUUUUUGGGGACCAUUCCUAGGUUUUUGGGGGAACAUUCCUGGUUUUUUGAGGGAACAUUUCUCAAUUUUUGGGAACUUUUCUAAAUUUAUCAGGGAACAUUCCUGCAUUUUUUGGGGGCCAUUCCCAGGUGUUUUGGGGUACCAUUCCUGAAUUUUUUGGGAGACAUUGCCAGAUUUUUGAGGGAUCAUUUCUGAAUUUUUGAGGGAACAUUCCUGAAUUUUUUGAGGGCCAUUCCCACGUGUUUUGGGGUACCAUUCCUGUUUUUUUGGGGGAACAUUUCUAAAUUUUUGAGGGAACAUUCCUGAAUUUUUUCAGGAAUUCCCCAAGUCCUUUGGGGACCAUUCACUGGUUUUUGUGGGACCAUUCCCAGAUAUUUUGGGGGCCAUUCCUGAACUUAUGGGGUACCAUAUCUGGGUUUUUUGGGGUACCAUUCCCAGGUUUUUGGAGACCAUUCCAGGUUUUUGGGGUACUAUUCCUGAAUUUUUAUGGUGCCAUACCUGGGUUUCUUGUGCAACCAUUCCCAGGUGUUUUUGGGGUACCAUUCCCAUGUUUUUGGGGAC